GAUUGAGUCGGUAAUUCGAUGAGGAGCUAAUGGCUGAGUUCACAGAGAAAGGACGAUACUAUUUGGGCGGUGCUGUUGGGGUGUCGUCGCAAUGCAAUAACAUUCAAUAUGGAGUACAUAGUACUGUGAUUCUUAUAUUUCGGCAACUACAAAUAGAUAAGUAUCCAUUAACUGUCUAGUCAUUCCAUAAUUUAGUGAAUCUGUUUCGGAAUUCUUUAGAGCGCGUAGGCUAUGUAUUUGAUGUUCAUAAAUUGAUGCAUUGUUACAUGAGAACCGUUGUUCUAAUAGCAAUUUGGUGCGGUGACAGUUAAACUGUUGUAACAUUUAGAUACGUAUUAAUGUAGCAAUAUUUCAAAUGAUAAAUGUUAUCCUUGCAACGAACUCAACAGCGUGUGGUGGCGAUUCUAAUUUGUAUACAAGCCUGGUAGUGGCUAAAGCGCUAUUGAACGUUUUGAAGAAUACUCGGUUACUAGGUGAAAGGUUAGGGACAUCGCUCUCAAAUAGUUCCUCGUCGGGUCGUGUAUGAUCAUAGGAUGCGCAAUGCAGUGAGUGCCUCUUUGUCCCUGGGAUCGCUGGGUCUGCUGCGUCUCUUCGGGGUCCCCUGGUCCUGGAGCUUAGCAGCAGGCUUCGGGGUCUUUCUGGGCACAGGUGGUUGGAAGUACCUCUACAUCGUAGUCCGUACUGCCAAAAGAGACCUAAAUGGCCUUUACGUGUUGUUACGAGUCAAGAUAGCCUUGUGGCACCACCUACGGCGCAACAGCAAUAUCCCCUCCAUCUUUGCCCAGACAGUGAAUCAGCACCCAAAUAAACCCGCCCUCAUCUACGAUGCCACAGGAGAGACGUGGACCUUCACCCAGCUGGACCUGCUGUCUAACGCUGUGGCCCAAUGGGCUCUGGCACAGGGCUGGGCCCCGGGGGAUGUGGUGGCCCUCUUCAUGGAGAGCCGGCCCUUGCAGGUGGCCCUCUGGCUGGGCCUGGCCAAGGUGGGGGUGGAGGCAGCACUCAUCAACUUCAACCUGCGGAGGGACGCUCUCCUGCACUGUGUUGGAGUGUCUGUGUCCAGAGGGAUCGUUUUCGGAGCCGAGCUGGCUGGUGCCAUGUUGGAGGUGAGCUCAUCCCUGAGCCCGUCGAUGGUGCGGUUUUGUACAGGAGAGCUCAGUGUAGACUGUCUUGCCUCCCUGUCUGCCCAGAAUCUGGACUAUAUCCUGGCCUCGGCCCCUACACUGCCCCCUCCUCCCUGCAUCCCACCCAAGAGCUUCAAUGAUCGUCUGUUCUAUAUAUACACCUCAGGCACCACAGGACUCCCGAAAGCUGCCAUAGUGGUGCACAGUCGGUAUUACCGUAUCGCUGCUUUUGGCUACCAUGCUUUCCGCAUGCGCCAGGAUGACAUCAUCUACGACUGCCUUCCCCUCUACCACUCUGCAGGUAAUAUCAUGGGUGUAGGCCAGUGUCUCAUCAAUGGACUCACUGUGGUGGUGAAGAAGAAAUUCUCAGCCAGUCGCUUCUGGGAAGAUUGCAUCAAGCACAACUGCACUGUGGUGCAGUACAUAGGGGAGAUCUGUCGCUACCUGCUGUCCCAGCCGGUGCGGCCAUCUGAGAAGGGUCACCGGGUUCGCCUGGCGGUGGGGAAUGGGCUGCGCCCUAGUGUCUGGGAGGCCUUCACCGAGCGCUUUGGGGUGGCCCAGGUUGGGGAGUUCUACGGAGCCACUGAAUGCAACUGUAGCAUCGCCAACAUGGACGGCAAGGUGGGAGCUUGUGGGUUCAACAGCCGCAUCCUGCCCAAUGUGUACCCAAUCUGCCUCAUGAAAGUGGAUGAGGAGACCACAGAGCUGGUGAGGGACAGGCACGGCCUGUGUGUGCCCUGCCGUCCUGGGGAGCCAGGGCUGCUGGUGGGAAGGAUCAACCAACAGGAUCCGCUACGGAGGUUUGAUGGCUACGCCAACCAGGAUGCCACUAGGAAGAAGAUUGCCAACAACGUCUUCAAGAAAAAUGACACGGCAUAUCUGUCAGGGGAUGUGUUGGUGAUGGAUGAGCUAGGCUACAUGUACUUCCGGGACCGCAGUGGAGACACGUUCCGCUGGAGAGGAGAGAACGUCUCCACCACCGAGGUGGAGGGAACACUGAGUGGUCUGCUGGGCCAGGCCGAUGUGGCUGUGUAUGGGGUAUCUGUACCAGAUGUGGAAGGGAAGGCAGGGAUGGCUGCCAUUGCAGACCCAACAGGGACAUUUGACUGUGAUGCGUUCCUGCGAGAGGUCCAACAGGCCCUGCCCCCUUACGCCCGUCCCGUGUUCCUACGCAUCUCCCCACAAGUAGACACCACAGGUACCUUUAAAAUCCAGAAGACCCGGUUGCAGAGGGAGGGAUACGAUCCGCGCUUAUCAACCGACCAGAUCUACUUUUUGAACUCCAGAGCAGGGCGUUAUGAGGCUGUGAAUGAGGAGCUACACAGUGCUAUAGUGGAGGGUAGAAUGGCUCUUUGAGAUGAUGGACUAUUUUAAGCUGGGUUUACACAACACGUUUAUGAGACUGCUUUGAGCCACAGCUUGUUGUAGCUACGUUAAAUCUAAUCACAUAACUGUUUUUGCGAGACACGGUGGUAUGGACAAUCCUCACGACCAAGUGAGGAAUCUUGUAGUGUGUGAGCCCGGUCUGUGCCACAUGGUCUACUGUGUGAGCCCGGUCUGUGCCACAUGGUCUACUGUGUGAGCCCUGUCUGUGCCACAUGGUUUAGUGUGUGAGCCCUGUCUGUGCCACAUGGUUUAGUGUGUGAGCCCUGUCUGUGCCACAUGGUUUAGUUUGUGAGCCCUGUCUGUGCCACAUGGUUUAGUUUGUGAGCCCUGUCUGUGCCACAUGGUUUAGUGUGUGAGACCUGUCUGUGCCACAUGGUUUAGUGUGUGAGACCUGUCUGUGCCACAUGGUUUAGUGUGUGAGCCCUGUCUGUGCCACAUGGUUUAGUGUGUGAGACCUGUCUGUGCCACAUGGUUUAGUGUGUGAGACCUGUCUGUGCCACAUGGUUUAGUGUGUGAGCCCUGUCUGUGCCACAUGGUUUAGUUUGUGAGCCCUGUCUGUGCCACAUGGUUUAGUGUGUGAGACCUGUCUGUGCCACAUGGUUUAGUGUGUGAGACCUGUCUGUGCCACAUGGUUUAGUGUGUGAGCCCUGUCUGUGCCACAUGGUUUAGUGUGUGAGCCCUGUCUGUGCCACAUGGUUUAGUGUGUGAGCCCUGUCUGUGCCACAUGGUUUAGUGUGUGAGCCCUGUCUGUGCCACAUGGUUUAGUGUGUGAGCCCUGUCUGUGCCACAUGGUUUAGUGUGGCACCACUACGUUGGCAAGACAACAAAAUACUACAGGAAAGACGGUCGUUUAGUGCGAGAGCCUCAGCCAUGUUUGGAUCAUGAAAGUCAUGUAGUGCACACCGGCUUUAGGAAAGUGACUGUCAAGGUGUCAGAUACUGGAGACUGAUAUGCUGGAGUGGAAAAGCCUGAUCAUGCCUUUAUAAUGCAUUGUAAGACUUGUCAUAAGCAUGCAUGACCCCAUAUAAUGUCUUAUCAACUCAUAAUGAUCCUGUCUAAACAUCCAGCAAUUUUUUGUCAGUUGAUAUUUUCAUACGUUGUGAAAAAUAACAUUGUAUUAUAAAGGCUCAUCUGUGCUUAGAACACGUUAUAAAGCAGUACACCUGCAGGCUUUAAGUAGUGUUAUUGCUGAAGUCUCCAUGUAUUAGUGUUGCUCCCUGGAUCUAGUCUAGAUCAGGGGACUGAAGGGCUACUGAUCAAUCAGGGAAACCUUAGUACUGUUACAAAACCAUGUUUUAACACUGUAUCAAUAACGUCCAAGGACAAGGUUGGAUGAGGGCUUUUCCCCCCUUUUGUAUUUCUUCAUUUGUGUUGUUUCUUAGUUUAGCCAAAUGAAAACGUUCAAGCCUUCAACACUACAAUGUACAUAGAGCAGAGCAAGUUUUCACAUGAAACCAGGAUGUCUGUUUGUUACAAUGAGAGUGUAAAGGAAAUGAGAGCUGGGACUGAAUAUACCACAGUCGUUGAGAUACCAGUCUCUUGAAGAUUGUGUUCCAGGCUAUUUGCUCCCAACCUUGUAAUAGUAGUGUGCCACCAUGUAAAGAACAAAAUACUGAACAGAUUUUUAGCAAUACUUGAGUGUCCAUGUUGGAUGAGGUGUUGCUACCUGUGUGUUAGUAGUAUGAUAGACCAUGCCACAGCUGAACAUGCCUCUUAUUCCCAACACUAACUGUAGGAGUUUUGAUUGCGAGAUUACAUUUUUUUAAUGUAAAACUUAACCCAAUUACGUAACAUGUUUGAAGUAAUGGAUGAUAUGCACUGACUGACCACUCCGGUUCACACACAUUGAUAUUAUGUGCCUUGUGGGAACCCUGUGGAAGCCCUGUGUGUCCUGGAACUAUUGGGGUUUUAUGCUUAACCUGACUAGGGAACUCCAAUACAUAAGAACAUUAUUUAAACAAUAUCUUCAAAAUCUGUCAAUUAGUCAGCGAUCAUGGUUGCCCUAUUAUUAUGUAAUAAAGCAAUUUCUCAGAGUAAUAUUGUA
This is a messenger RNA of Oncorhynchus kisutch (coho salmon), 4554 nucleotides long. Its product is annotated as long-chain fatty acid transport protein 1. Gene Ontology annotation, cellular component: mitochondrial inner membrane; endoplasmic reticulum membrane; plasma membrane. Gene Ontology annotation, molecular function: oleoyl-CoA ligase activity; long-chain fatty acid transmembrane transporter activity. The record is from RefSeq and is a predicted model, not a curated record. Gene Ontology annotation, biological process: medium-chain fatty acid transport; long-chain fatty acid import into cell; long-chain fatty acid metabolic process. Bases 534 to 2480 code for a protein of 648 amino acids. NCBI's taxonomy places the organism in Eukaryota, Metazoa, Chordata, Actinopteri, Salmoniformes, Salmonidae. The transcript is spliced from 13 exons.